UACCAUUGUUAUUGACUUUAACAGUCAUCAUAAUAUUAUAUAUUGUUUUUAAUACUAUCAUUUGAAUAACGGUGUGUUGAAUAAAACUUUUGUUGGUACACAAUAGAAAUGAAUGAUUCCAUUGUGUAUAAACUAAAGUUACCAUGGAAACGGAUAUUUGUAUACAUUGUAUUAAUAUCAAGGAAGAUUCAACAUAAGUACAAAAAUGGGAGGUUUCUGUUGCAAAACUUCUGCCAAAGAGCCAAAAAAACUGGUAUACUCAUGGGUUGAACGAAAACACUUAGACCCUGCUGAUUAUGUGAUGGAAAAUUUGAACGGUUGUACGGCUUAUAAGUCUCCAGGGUCGAUUGGCGGUCAACAAUUUGUUAUUCGUAACUGUCAGGACUCCAACAUUUACUUGCUCGACCAUACAAGUUCAGUAACUGUAGAUGACUGUCAAAGAUGCACAAUUGUGAUAGGACCAACCAAACAAAGCGUUUUUGUGAGGGAUAAUCAUUCGACCGUGGUAGUUGCUUGUGAUCAGUUUAGAGUUCGUGACUGCGCGUCUUUGAAGAUUUCGCUGUUUUGCUCCACUCAGCCAGUGAUCGAAUCCAGUCGAGAAUUGCAAUUUAGUUGUUACCAGUUCUAUUACAACCAGUUGGCUGAUCAAUUUGUCAAAGCCAAUCUUAAUAUAUGGAAUAACAACUGGAAAACUGUGUACGAUUAUACAUGGAACGAAGGUGACAACUGGACUGUGAACGAAGAGCCAAUCAUUGUCGAGUUAUCUGAUCAAUUAAACAAGUAUGGAAUUACGAGUGAAUCCAAUAAGUCAAUAGUCCCUCUCACCAAAUGUAAUCAACAGUCUGAAGAAAAUUGCUUUGUUGCGUUUGGAUAUGAAACUGAAGCUUCACGAUUUGUACAAGCUUUACAGUCGCAUGAAACAGAUUUACUGUUGAUCAAAUGCAGUCAUAGUGAUGGCAAGGAUACAAAAGUGUUCCAAGAACGAGCCAAAUUGUUUGGAACUAAAAAAGUUGAAACAAUAAUAGGGCUACAAAUACAGGGCCCGCAUGCUAUAAAAAAAUGUUUAGCGAUUUUAGCCAAUGAUUUUCCUCAAUUCACAACAAAAAUCAGUACAACAGACAAUGAAGCCAAAGAACUAAUUAAAAUGUUUUUCCACACAUUCGAGAGUGAAUUUCAACCCUAAUCAUUAAAAAAAUUAAUUAAUUUCAUUUUUAUGUAGUUAUUUCAUUAUCUGGACAUGUUAAUAAUUAAUAUUAAUAUAAUUUUAUGAUAACAUUGUAAAUUUUGUUUUCAGAAAUUAUUUUAACAAUUUUUAAAUUAAUGUAUGUUUGUUUAAACAAAAUAAUUAAUGCACAAUAUUAAUUAAUUACAAUAUGAAUAAUUUUAAUUUUGUAGACAUAUGUUUUGAAAAAUUAUUUGUUAAUAUGAAUUUAUUUUCGAUAAGAAUUUAAAUAUGUAUUUUUUUUUUUAUUUAAUGAUUUUAACUGUACGUUUUUGACUGAAAAGAGAUAUAAUAAAUUAUAUUAUUAUAAAAAUAUAGAUAAAAAAUUAUUCUUAUUAAUUAAUUUAUAUAUGUUUAUACCUAAAUAUAAAUGCUUAGAGAAAAAAGAAUUAUUCAAACGGCUAUUAAAAGGAUAUGAUAGCACUGUAAGUUCUCUACCCUACAUACAACUUAGACAAAACAUAUUCAUGCAAAAUCGCUUUUUAUAUUUUUGAGGAGAGUACCUAUGUUAUAUUAAUUUGUCUAAAUAUUAUCUUAAAACUAUACACUAUAAUAUAAACUUUUAUUAUUAUAUUUUUAAAUAUGCUGUAUAUAAUAUAUUUAAUAUGUAUGGUAUUUUAUUCUAAAUUACUGGUCAUGAAAAAUGAUUUUACAUGAAUAUGUUUUAUUUAUGUUGUGUGUUAGAGAGACAACAAAUCAUACCGACAUCCUUAGAAGUCUGUUUAGGAAAAACCAUUAGAU
Molecule: messenger RNA, 1963 nt
Organism: Aphis gossypii (cotton aphid)
Lineage: Eukaryota; Metazoa; Arthropoda; Insecta; Hemiptera; Aphididae
Product: protein XRP2-like
Biological process (GO): post-Golgi vesicle-mediated transport
Cellular component (GO): periciliary membrane compartment; cilium
Molecular function (GO): GTPase activator activity
Source: RefSeq, a predicted model, not a curated record